Messenger RNA from Cinara cedri, 2018 nucleotides. The record is from the annotation of a GenBank genome assembly. Lineage: Eukaryota; Metazoa; Arthropoda; Insecta; Hemiptera; Aphididae.
GUUGCCGUGAAACCGAUUCGGCGAUCGCCGCACCGGCCGGGGAUCCCGCGGAAGUGACCGGGACGAUGGCGGAACCGGACGGCUGGUCGAUUGACCGGGCAAUGGCGGAAAUGACCGUUGCCGGGGUGUUCGGCCCGGGUCUGCGAUACGUGUCGUUUGAACGGGAUCAUUAUUUCGCGUCCACGCUGCUGUUCGGCACGCUGACGGUGACCGCCGGUGACGACAGCGAUGACGCCGGCGGCGAAGGGCACCGCCGACAGCGUCAGCUAGCCAUCAAGUUCAAACACCGAGUGCCCGAGAUGCGGGCCAUGUGCAACAACGACUUGCAGUUUCACAACGAGAUCCUGUUCUUCGAGAGGAUCGCACCGUUUUUGAUGGCCUGCGCGCGGUCGACCCGCGAUCACGAAUGCAAGCAUAACCGCAGCCGCGUGACGCCGCUGCUCCCCCGGUAUUUUUACGGCCGAAACGAUUGCGGCGAUCGCGCGUCGCAAGACAUGGUCGUCCUGGAGAGCGUGUGCCUACACGAGUAUCGGUUGUCCGACCAACUGGUGUACUUGGAUUUCGACCACUUGGCCGUAGCGCUCAGGACGUUGGCAAAGUGAGUGAAAGCAGUAGGCAGGUGCAUACGCCGAAAACAAAUUUGAUCGGAAGGGGUUCUUAAAAAUGUACGACCGACAUUUAACAAUAUUUUUAAACAAAUAUUAAAUUUAAAGAAGUAAAUUACACAACUAUUAAUUUUCGGGGGAUGAACCCCCUACAUUCCCACCUGUAUACGUGUAACUGUUAUAUUACUAGGGUAUGUCACUUAUGGAAAAUAUUCAAUAUGUGAUUUUUAGUUUAGAGUUUUUUUUUCAAAAUUCUUCUAUUCUUCUAUUUAGAUUUGUGUUUAUACAGUCUAUACUAAUAAUUUUGUUGUUAUAACUCUCAGAUUUCACGGGCUGUCGUACAGAGCCAAGCACGACGAUCCGGUGAAAUUCGCGGAAACGAUUGCCGGCGUCAAAGAAACACAAUGGGACGCCGACGGACAGUGGUAUGUCCGCGGUGACGGUCUCGGGAAACUUCUGGAGACAGCACUGGACCGGCUGGCGGAACGUCACGGCGACGGUAUGGCGGCUCGCCGGUUUCGGACCGAACUGUUGGGAGACGCGAGACGGACGUUGCGGCACGUGAUGGAGCCCGUAGAACCGUCGGCCGUACUGUGCCACGGCGACUUCAACUGGAACAACUUGUUGUUCCGGUACGACAGCGGCGGCCGGCCCGUGGACGUGAUGCUGGUCGAAAUGUCCAACGUCCGGUACGGAUCGCCCGCGCUCGACUUGUCAUUCUUCCUGUACAUGAACACGGACCGCCGGCUCCGGGACGCCCGUUGGGACGAGCUACUGGACGCGUACUGUGCCGCGCUGUCCUCGGCCGUGUCGGACUCGGCGGGCGCCGUGUGGGUGCCCGAUCGCGCUCGGCUAGACGAAGAAAUGCGCGAGCACUCGUUCUACGGCCUGGCGCACGUGUCGUUUUCGGUGCGGCUGAUGGCCGAAGAACAUCGACAGGUCGAUCCCGCCGAGUUCAUAAACGUGGACGACGACGAGGCCCUGUGCUUGCUGUUGGCGUUCGGUGGCGACAGGGCCACCGACACGUUGGCCGACGCCGUCCAACACUUCUUAGAUAUCAGUUACAACAGAACGAUGUCUUCACUUGAAUAAUUCUAGUCACGAAGUCACUUCGCGGACGACACCACACCGUAUAUUUACACAGGGUGAUAAAUCCUCGAUAAGACAUUUAUUAUUUCGGAAAUUAUUCACUUUUUCCGGAUUUUUUUUCUUUUUUUUAAUAAUUUAAGAAUCGGCCGGCACUAAAAUGAUACCCACAUUACUUUAAAUUUUUGGCAAAACCAAAAUCGGUUGUAAAAACGUUGACGAAAUAGUGUCUAUAUUGUACACUAUAACUAUACUAGGUAAUUCAAUAAAACGUGAGCUGUGCAUUUUGUUUAGUUUACCAGCAUAAUACUGUUAUGAUAUUAAAUA